AAAGGCGGAAAGGCGCAAGAGCAAACCACAAAUUGGUUUGCCAAAAAAACCAAUUACCUCGUUGCCAGAGAGACUAAUGUUUCCGAAAAGUGUAAGUGCGAGAUGCAAUUAAUUAGUUGAAACGUACCAGUUCUAGUUCUCUAAACAAACAACAAGAGAACACUCUCUCAAAGACCGAAAACAGUGUGCGAAAUGGUUUAAAGUGUAGGAAAAACAAUGGCAGCAUUAUCUAGCACCAUGGAUAUGGAUUAUAUGGAGGCAAUAGCCAGCAGCAGCAGCGGCGCGGCGGCAACAUAUCAGCCACAGAAGCAACAACAACCUCCAGCGAUGGCAACGCAACAGCGGAAAACAGCACGGCCAUUGGCACGACUACCGACUCCACGGAUUACAUGUCCGGCGAUGAUGAGGAGAUGCUACGCAUCGCCUUCUUCAUUGGGGACUUUGUCCAUCAGUACUACAUUCCGAUACUCUGCUGCACGGGCAGCAUCGGCAACAUCCUCUCCGUGUUUGUCUUCUUCAAGACAAAGCUGCGAAAGUUAUCGUCGAGCUUCUACCUGGCAGCGUUGGCCGUGAGCGACACCUGCUUUCUGGGCGGACUCUUUGCCCAGUGGCUGAACUUCCUCAACGUGGACAUCUACAACAGGAACUACUUUUGCCAGUUCUUCACAUUCUUCAGCUACCUGGCCAGCUUCUGCUCCGUGUGGUUUGUGGUGGCCUUCACCGUGGAGCGCUUCAUAGCGGUCAUCUAUCCAUUGAAGCGCCAGACCAUGUGCACAGUGCGCCGGGCGAAGAUAGUGCUCUCGUGCCUGACACUGGCCGGAUGUCUGCACUGUCUGCCCUACAUCCUGAUUGCCAAGCCCGUUUAUAUAGCCAAGCUAAAUGCCACCAUUUGUGAUCUCAACUCGGAAUACAAAGAGCAACUGGCCCUGUUCAACUACUGGGACUCGAUUGUCGUCUAUGCGGUGCCCUUCACCACCAUCGCUGUGCUGAACACCUGUACAGGGUGCACAGUGUGGAAGUUUGCCACCGUCCGACGGACCCUCACGAUGCACAAGAUGAAGCCACAGACAACCAGCAUGCCAUCGAAUUCAACGAGCCCCUCGGCAGUUUCCUCGUAUCGGAUCUCGGCAUCAUUGAAGCGCCAGAAGUCCACUGGCACACAUCCCAGUGGUCAGCAUAGUGUGGCCAGGCAGCAGCAGCAGCAGCAGGAGGAGCACCACCAGCAGGAGCACCAGCAGCAGCAGCAGCAUAUAAACAGUUGUCAGCACCAUUGCGAGAUUACAAAGAAGUCAGAUCGUCGUCACAAGGUGCAGAACUCGUCGCAGCUGAAGGUAACCAAAAUGCUGCUCAUUGUCUCGACGGUUUUCGUGUGCUUGAAUUUGCCAAGCUGCCUCCUACGCAUCGAAGCCUACUGGGAGACGGAAUCGGCCAGGAAUGAGAACUCAACAAUUGCUUUGCAAUAUAUAUUUCACGCUUUCUUCAUCACCAAUUUCGGCAUCAAUUUUGUGCUCUACUGCGUCAGUGGGCAGAACUUUCGCAAGGCAGUGCUGAGCAUUUUCCGGCGUGUGUCCGCCGCCCAACGUGAGGCGGGCAACACUCAGGUGACAGUGUCGGAAUAUUGCCGUAAUACAGGCACCUCCACCCGUCGGCGGAUGAUGACGCAGCAUUGCUGGAACGAAAUGCACGAGUUGCAUCCACUCAAGUGAGGCAAGUAAGGUGGAAGCUAUGAGGCAGCAGUCGGGCCACUCUUGAAAGACGAAUGGCAAAUGGAGGAGAAACAGCGCCCGGGGAUAAGCGGGAAUUUCGAUUUUAAUUAGAUUGCAGCAAACAAAACUCACGAAAAAAAACUCACGAAAAAUAAGAUAAAGCACACAAAAAAUGAAAAGUCCAAGAAAAAUUAGUAUUCAGAGGAUACAAAACA
Drosophila subobscura is the source of this 1921-nucleotide messenger RNA. It is a transcript of the gene CNMaR, whose product is annotated as galanin-like G-protein coupled receptor npr-9. Gene Ontology annotation, molecular function: G protein-coupled receptor activity. Gene Ontology annotation, cellular component: plasma membrane. NCBI's taxonomy places the organism in Eukaryota, Metazoa, Arthropoda, Insecta, Diptera, Drosophilidae. The coding region runs from base 390 to 1706 and encodes 438 amino acids. The record is from RefSeq and is a predicted model, not a curated record. Gene Ontology annotation, biological process: G protein-coupled receptor signaling pathway. The transcript is spliced from 7 exons.